AAUACAGAGGCGACGCAGCGAAGUGGCGGGGAAGGAGCUGCGCCUGCCGGACUCUGGGGAGGCUCUCCUCUCAGCGGGACGGGAUGUGCUCCAUGGCGCUGGCCGGCUCCGCUUCUCCUUCCUGCAGCAGCGAGCGUCUGGAGGCAGCAGGAGCGUCCGGCAGAUAGAGGUUCAGUUUGAAGAGAAGCAGCAUGGAGGAGGGCGCAGUGAGCCGGGCGCUGGCCGGGUUCAGGGCCACGCUGGACGCCGCCGUCAGGGAGGUCCACGUGGACAUCAGCGCCUUCAAGCAGCAGGUGGAGCAGCGGAUGGAUGAGCUGCGGGUGUCUAGCCGGCCGCUGAGCGACGCCGUGGCCCGACUGCAAGAGGAGAACCUGCAGCUGCGGGCCCGGCUGGACGCCCUGAGCUGCGCCGUGGGGGAGCUGGCCAGGGCCCGCGGCCCGGAGAACGGCCACGACGAGGCCGGGCCGCCGGACUGGGCCUCACCAGAACCUGGCUGGGGCGGGUCUGGACACGCUCAGGUGCCGGGACCGGGCAGCGAUGACCCUGGUCCAGCUCCCUGGAGACUGAAGAGRCACGCGGACACAAACGACUUGCGUCUGAAAGCUGCGAUGAAGCCACGCCCCUUUCUCACCUGGCCACAGAAACCCUCAGCUCACCUGGUCAGUUCGUGUUUCWUCAUCCUCCUGUUGCAGGUGAACUACAGGAAGAUAAACGUUACUGUCAACCAGGAAGAGUCKGGUCCGUUGACCAAACCACAUCUUCCUCUCACUGCAAUGACAAAAACCAACUCAGAUGCUCUGGUGAGCACGCCGUCUCCCACUGCUGUGGCCCAAACCAGCAAGGAAUCCCAGUCCAAACCAGUGGAGUCGACUGUAAUCAGCGGCGCUCCCGGAGCGAAGGAUCCGAUCUCCCAGAAUCCCUGGGAUCAGUCCGACUCUGAGGCUUCAUCCCAUCUUCCCAUCGCUGCUGCCACYAGAAUCCUGUCAGACGUUCCCGCAGUGCCUAAAUCUGAUCAGACCGCCGCGUCUCGCCUCAAUCCUUCAGCGCAGGAAACGGCAGCGGCGCCAAAGCAAAUGGAUCAUCCAGUCAGACGCGCCUUCAUGAAGUCUGGACUCUCACCCAAACUGGACCUCAGGUCCAACAACUCUGGAGGAAUGAAAUCGGAAGUGAUGAAAUCCCAAACCCUUCCGCGCUCCAACGGCGCCCAAGCCAAACGGGCCCUGUUUGAACGAAUGAACUCUGACCCCAUAAAGCCGAAGGACUCCAAGCCCAAACUGAAGCGCUCCCAGAGUUUCGGCGUAUCGAGCGCCAGCGGGAUAAAGCAGAUCCUUCUGGAGUGGUGUCGCUCCAAAACCAUCGGCUACAAGAACAUAGACAUCCAGAACUUCUCCUCCAGCUGGAGUGACGGCAUGGCCUUCUGUGCUCUGGUCCACUCCUUCUUCCCAUUGGAGUUCGACUACAAUGCUCUGAAUCCGGCGAACCGCAGACAGAACCUGCAGACGGCCUUCACUAUAGCAGAGCAGCAGGCGGACUGUCUGCGGCUGAUCGAGGUGGACGACAUGCUGGACAUGGGGGACAAGCCGGACCCCAUGUGUGUGUUCACCUACGUCCAGUCGCUCUACAACCACCUGAAGAAGUUUGAGUAGCUCUGGCUAGUUUCACGCAGAGUGAGUGUGUUCACCAGCUGACUGAGUGUGUGUGUGUGUGUGUAGCGGGUCCUGAGAUCUGAAGAUGAAUACUGGAUGGGAGAGAGGACGUCGCCAUCUGCUGGUGGAGCAAAGGAACGUUGUCCACCUGUUGUAGUUGAAAUUAGUUGGUUGACUUGAUGAACUCUGAUUUGAAGUGUUUCACUGAAGCGUGGAAAGUCAAGGUGGUUGCCAUGGUUACCRCCCAGUMUGGAAAAGGGUUGAGAAUGAGAAAAAAAUUGUUUUUCUGUUUCCCAAUGUAUAAACGUUGUUUCCUUCCUUA
This is a messenger RNA of Poecilia reticulata (guppy), 1968 nucleotides long. The record is from RefSeq and is a predicted model, not a curated record. NCBI's taxonomy places the organism in Eukaryota, Metazoa, Chordata, Actinopteri, Cyprinodontiformes, Poeciliidae.